CUUUAAAUAGUUGGGUUGUGCAACACUUUAUUCAUCAUCCCAAACUUUCCUUGUUGGGUGUGGAACAAGCAACCCAGAGAAAGAAAAUGCAAGCUUCAAUGGCAUGCAGUCUUCAUGUACAUGGAUUUAAUCCUCUGCAGUCCCACACCAACCAUCUUCCUGAAACAACCCUUCGACUAAAACCUCCCUACUACGCUUUCACUCAACCCAGAUCACCACCUUCUGGGAUAACACUCAGGCGCAAUUUCCAACCUCAACCACUGCUAAACCUUUGCACACCAAAAGUGUCCAGUUCCAAAGUGAGUCCACUUCGAUGUGGCAUUUUGUCGAACAUGUACGGUGGAAAAGAAAAUAGGGGUGUUGGGGAGUGGCUUGUGGUGGCUAGUGAGGUUCUUUCAACAGCAUUUCCAUUGUGGGUCUCAAUUGGGUGUGUUGUGGGGUUGAUGAAACCCAGUUUCUUCAAUUGGGUCACUCCCAAGUUGACAAUUAUGGGACUCAACAUCGUCAUGCUUGGCAUGGGCAUGACUCUCUCCAUUGAUGAUCUUCGUGGGGCACUUGCCAUGCCUAAGCAAGUUCUCUAUGCUUUUGCCCUUCAGUAUUCGGUCAGUAUCUGCACACAGUGA
Molecule: messenger RNA, 623 nt
Organism: Vigna unguiculata (cowpea)
Lineage: Eukaryota; Viridiplantae; Streptophyta; Magnoliopsida; Fabales; Fabaceae
Product: putative sodium/metabolite cotransporter BASS1, chloroplastic
Cellular component (GO): membrane
Source: RefSeq, a predicted model, not a curated record